UUACAUGGUAUCGUUAACAUCGUAUCGUAUGUAUACACAUCGCUAGAUCUAACCACGUCAAGAUAAGAAUAAAUAUUAUUUUAUCGUCUAUAAUGCAAAUACCGCCCUAUAUGCAUUACCACUCGUUCCAAACAAUCCAUGUAGUUUGGUUCUAAAUUGAAAGGAAUAAUGCAACGGCAACGGCAACGGCACCGGCAAUGGCAACGACAACAGCAACGGGGCAGCAACGCCUGCGCGUUUACUAGUAAACCAGAAAUGGUGUAUCCAAUUCAUCUUGUAAUAACUCUCCUCUCCCCAUAGUUUUGGCGGUGGGUGGGUGGUAUGUUACAUACAUACGCUUACGCGUCGUUGAGGAACGUUAGGGAUGAAGCUAGCGGUAACCUUUCUCGUAGCCGUGCCGUUAAUCGUCGGUCGGUCAAACGCGCGGUCUUCUCGUCGUCGGCGUCGCCGUCGGUUCGUCAAUUUUACAAACGCACAUACGUUCUUCCGUUGGUUCGUUUUCUCGGUCGACCGACGCCGACGCCGACGCCGACGCCGACGCCGACAUUCAGUCAAUCGGAUGUCACCAUUCAUUUCUUUUUGCGUGUUCCAGUGCUUUCGAGUCUUUGGCGAUCGAGUACACGCGAGUUGCCGUGCUUGUGAAACGAAAUGGCGAAAGAGAAGACGAACGAUUGCGAUUGUCCGAUGUACAAAAAUUCCUACCAUUUUCGAUGCAACGGUUUCGUCGAAACAGCCUUCCAGUACCGUGAUCCGAAUAAGAUUUCGUUCUGAUAUGCAAAAACGAACAGUAUGUCCAUCGAGACGGAAAGAAGAAAAAGAAAUUGGAAAUUGUUCGAAAGCGCGUACCACCACGAGACGCUGACAACGAGAUGUUUUCUUUUAUUACUCGGUUUGACUACAGCAGGAUUUUGCAAUGCGAAACAACAAGCAGAUACUGAUGGAUUUCAACAAAGUUGCAAACUCGAAGGUCUGCAUCCACUUUUGAUCGUUACCUACAAGAAUAUCGCGAUAUCCGUAGAUAAAAUUACUGUGCCGCAUGGGGAACGGGUGACGAUAAGAUGCAGGGAACUGGGUAAAUACAAACUCGUCGGUGAUUCGUUGCUGCAUUGCCGUAACGCGAGUUGGAACGGAAAACUACCCUCCUGCAUUCCGACAACCGCAAUCUCAAAUUAUACCGGAGUAACAGAAGAUGUGCCGCCAACGAUCGUGUUUGGAUUACCAGCCGGCUCGGCUGCCGUCGAACCGUCGGGUGCUCUUGCAGUCUUUCCGGGGAGCAUUCUUCAUUUGGAGUGUCUGUUCACUAGGAAACUUGGUAAUCCAGAAUGGACUUGGACUUCGACGUUUCGUCAAUAUUUGACCGGAUGGGCGAUCGCCGCUCGCGAGAGAGAUUGGAAGUAUCGGUUAUCGAUAUAUUACGCGAAAGCUCAAGAUUCGGGUGUCUACACGUGCUCUACACCACGUGGACUAUCAAAUUCCAUCCGUGUUCUCGUCGUGGAUGUUCAAUGCCCAGUUUUAAGCCUACCCGAACCACCGUUGAUCGGAAAGAUCCAAGGGGCGCGAAUGGGUCACGGAGCAGUCUUCGAAUGUCCUGCCAGCUAUAGGCUAGAAGGUGCCGCUGGUAUAACGUGCCAAUACAACGGUAAAUGGUCCGGUGAUAUGCCACGAUGCGAGACAAUCAAAUGUCCAGCUAUUAACACAUCUACCGACAUAUGGCUACAACUUGUCGAGUACAAUAAUACCUUUGGCGGUAAAGCUGUAUUCGCUUGUAUGUGGGGACAAAAGCUAUCGGGAUCGCAAAGCGUAGAAUGCAAAGCCGAUGGUUCGUGGAGUGGAGAUAUGCCGAGCUGUACGGAAAUUACCUGUCCGGCACCAUCGAUACCAAAGAGUGGACAUAUUAUCGAGCAAAUGCAUCGGCAGCACACAUCCUUGGGAAGAAAACAACAUCGUCGGAGUCGUGUGUACAAAGUCGGUGCUCUCGUUCGAUUCGCUUGCUCACCGGGACAUGAACUUUUGGGCAAGGCUUCUAUAAUAUGUACCGAAAAUGGAACCUGGUCUCAUUCGUCGCCAGUUUGCGAAGUGAGAUGUCCUUAUCCCGGCGAUCCGCCACAUGGACGAAUCGCACCACUCAAGUAUUGGUACAAACCUGGGGAUAACAUUCAGGUAACCUGCUCGCCUGGAUACGUAACACCCCUGGAGCCUGUUCGAAAACCAACGUGUCGAGAAAACGGUAUUUGGAGUGCGCCACCGCCUCCUUGCAGAUCGUACAAAGAUAUUUAAAACGAACAACUUCCGAGUAGAUCGAUGUUGAAAAUCGAUCUUUUAUUAAAUUUUCUCAAAUUACUGUCAAGGUUCGAUAUGUACAUACAUCGUAUACAGACACGGUUCUGAGAUGCAAGAUAUCGAUUAUUCGAUAGUCGUGAAAUAAACGGUACGUAGUUACGUACAUAUCAAUCGA
Messenger RNA from Hylaeus volcanicus, 2455 nucleotides. It is a transcript of the gene hig, whose product is annotated as locomotion-related protein Hikaru genki-like. Lineage: Eukaryota; Metazoa; Arthropoda; Insecta; Hymenoptera; Colletidae. The transcript is spliced from 11 exons. The record is from RefSeq and is a predicted model, not a curated record. Bases 790 to 2277 code for a protein of 495 amino acids.